UUGAACAAAUGUCGCUUAUGCGGUGCAAAUCAAUUUUCGGAUUAAUUACACUCUUUUGUUUAACUAGAAAUAUCACUGCCAAUACUUAUAGAAACAUGAGUAGUCUUGCUGGAAUUCAUUCUGUGACAUAUGUCACAGUUCCAACACAAGAUAUUGCUAAAAAAUUGGCUCAUGGUUUGAUCAAAAAUAAAUUAGCCGCAUGCGUCAAUAUUAUACCAGGACUUACAUCAGUAUAUGAAUGGAAAAAUGAAAUAAACGAAGAUAGCGAACUUUUACUGAUGAUAAAAACUAGAACUGAUACAAUAGAUGCUUUAACAAAAUAUGUAAAAGAGAAUCAUCCAUAUGAAGUUUGUGAAGUAAUUUCAUUACCUAUCCAAAAUGGAAAUGAAAAAUAUCUCCAAUGGAUAAGUGAGAUUGUUCCCCCUAUUAAUCAAAGAAAAAAAUAAAAUUAGAUUUUUUUAAAAUGAAAAAUUCUAACAUAUAAUAUAUUAUGAUAAAAAUAUUUAUUUAUUUUGCUAUAAAAUAACAUGAUUGUUUGUUAUUAACUUUUCAUUACUAUGAAAAGUUAUAUUACGCCUUUAAGAAAAAACAAUAAAAUUCAUUCAAAUACAAAUUAGAAUUAUUACAAUUGAUUUGAACACAUUAAUAAGCGUGUAUACAUGUAUAAACAAAUAAUCAAACGUUUAUAAUGUAGUCAGUUGUAUAAAUCUUAUGUU
Apis laboriosa (Himalayan honeybee) is the source of this 716-nucleotide messenger RNA. RefSeq names its product protein CutA homolog (gene CUTA). Gene Ontology annotation, biological process: response to metal ion. Gene Ontology annotation, molecular function: copper ion binding. The record is from RefSeq and is a predicted model, not a curated record. The transcript has 6 exons. Lineage: Eukaryota; Metazoa; Arthropoda; Insecta; Hymenoptera; Apidae. The coding region runs from base 9 to 446 and encodes 145 amino acids.